AUGAUCACAAUCUACCUUCUUUGGGGACUUCUCUCUCAAGUGUACCUGAUUCAGACUGAAGAUGCUCCUCAACCAAUACCAGUGACUACACGUCUAUUUGGAGACACUGUAUCUUUGCCAUGUCCCAAAGCGGAAUCUCAACAAUUGCUGUACUGGUACAGACAAACUGUUGGCCAACUGCCCAAUCUUGUCGCUUCUGUAUCCUAUGGAUCAGAACCUGUACUUAAAGGAGAGUUUCAGAACCCACGUUUCAAAGUGGAGAAAUCUGAAUAUGUGUACAAUCUCAUUAUCAGAAAUAUCAGCACAUUAGAUGAGGCAACAUACUUUUGUGGAUUGGGGACAAUGUAUGGGAUGAACUAUGGAAAUGCAACAUUUUUGGCUGUGAAAGGACACAAUCACCUUUCAUUGGUGCAGCAACCAGUUUCUGACCCAGUCUAUCCAGGAGACUCUGUGACUCUACAGUGUACAGUACUCUCUGGGACCUGUACAGGAGAACACAGUGUGUACUGGUUCAGAGCCGGAUCAGGAGAAUCCCAUCCAGGAGUCAUUUACACCCCUGGGAACAGGAGAGAUGAGUGUGAGAAGAGCCCUGAGACUCCCUCUCCUACAAAGAGCUGUGUCUACAACCUCUCCAAGAACAACCUCAGUCUCUCUGAUGCUGGGACUUACUACUGUGCUGUGGCCACAUGUGGGGAGAUCCUGUUUGGCAACGGAACAAACCUAAGUAUUGAAAGAUCUCUGGAUAAUGUAGUCAUUGGACUGGGAGUGACAUCAGUUUUCUGUGUGAUUGUGAUCAUUAUCCUCGUUAUCAGCAGAAAUACAAAGCCAAUUUGUGAACAUUAUAAAGUGAGUGUUGCACAGCAUGGACAUGACAACUUAACCACCGAACGUGAUCAGGAUCAAGAUGGAGUUACGUUGAAUUAUGCUGCAUUGAAUUUCUCUGAGAGGAAGACUAAAAGAGGAAGAAAGAAGAGAGAGACACCACAGGAGAGUGUGUACUCUGAUGUCAGGUGCUCAGACUGGGAGUGAACUUUGUUUAUGUGCAGAGGAAUGGGUGUAGUUUGGUCAGGAAACACUUGUCAAUAUAGAUGUAUAUAAUGUAUUCAGACAGUCAUGACAUUUUAGCCUCACUGAUACUAUAAUGUAUAAUAUAAAUAGCUUGUUCUUCUAGGAGUGUUCUCUGUCAGAGGACCACUGUUAUGGAACGGCUUGUCCUGUCAGGUAGAGGGCCAGAAAACAUUGAGGUCUUUAAAUCAAGCCUGAAAAUCUACCUUUUAGCUUGGCCUUUAAUCUUAAUCUGUAAUUGUAUUGUUAUUUUAGACUUCCUUAGUGAUUCUAUGUUUUCCUCUUGUAUCGUAUCUCUUGUAUCUCAGCCCAUUGUUUAGACAUACUGUUUAACAGUGAGCCAACUAAGUGGCUUUGUGCUUAGUGACCACCCUGAGAUUAGAAAGUUGAGGGUUUGAUCCCCGGUCGAGUCACACCAAUUACUCCAACAGUGGGACCGAAUGCCUUUCUGCUUGGCAAUCAGCAUAAAGGAGAUGGAUUGGGUUAAGUGUCCUGUCCUGGAGGUGUACUUGUACAUCAAACUGCCUUCCGCUAUAGAGUCAGGAGAUGGGCUUCUGCCGCUAUGAGCCGUUCUGACUCAGCCAACAAGGAUUACUUACUUACCUGUUGUUCUACUGUAAGGUUUGUUGCAAUUGAAAUGUAUUUCAAAUAAAA
Messenger RNA from Coregonus clupeaformis (lake whitefish), 1719 nucleotides. RefSeq lists its product as uncharacterized. Gene Ontology annotation, biological process: response to bacterium. The record is from RefSeq and is a predicted model, not a curated record. The transcript is spliced from 6 exons. The coding region runs from base 1 to 1029 and encodes 342 amino acids. NCBI's taxonomy places the organism in Eukaryota, Metazoa, Chordata, Actinopteri, Salmoniformes, Salmonidae.